UGGCCGGACGGUAUAUUUUAACGAUAAAUCAGCGGUCACACUAGUCAUUGCGGGGUGUGGAUCUGUGGUUUUGUGUUCAUUUAAUUUUUUCAAACAUUUAAGUUUAAAAGUUCGUUUUAAGUUCCCUUUUGUUGUUAAAUAUAAUGAGUUUGGCUUGCCGCCUAUCGUGAAAAAAUUGAUUUCUGUAUAGAGCCAAGCAGGCAAUACUCGAUGAUGUGGCACCUGCAAGCUGUGCUCCUGCUUACGGCAGCAGUCAUCCUGGCAGCGGGUCAAAGCGACACCUACUACAAUCAGCAGCCACAACAGCAACCGCAACCGCAACUGCCCAGCAAUCAGCAGUCCCCGUGGGGCGUCAACACGGACUACAACAGUCCAGGAUUCCCAGGAUCCCCCCAGACACCCAAUCAGUAUGGCAACAACAAUGUGAAUCCCCCACUCACGAAUCCCCCCUAUCGAAGCGAUGCGGGGAGCUACAACGAUCUGACAAACCAAGAUGAUUACAACAAACGGCCGCUGGGUGGCGGCUCCGGCUAUCUGGACAACGAAGAGCCCAGCCUGACGCGUGGCAAGACCUCGUACAAUGUGAAGGCUACCUUCCUGGAGUCCCUGCACUCGCGAGAGCCCACCUAUUUUAUAGUGGCCUCGCGCAUGGUUCGGCCCGGCCUGAUCUACCAGGUGUCCGUGUCGAUAUUGCAGGCCCAAUAUCCCGUAACAGUGCAUGCGAGUAUCUCCUGUGAUGGGGUACAGAUCAGCGGCGAUUCCAAGGACGUGAAGGAGGGUGUGCCAGAGACUCUGCUCAUGAGGAUACCCCCAACCAGUGUCACGGGAAACUAUCGACUGAGAGUCGAAGGCUUCUAUCAGAAUGUGUUUGGUGGCCUGGCCUUCCUCAAUGACACGCGCUUGGACUUUUCCCAGCGUUCGAUGACGAUCUUUGUGCAGACGGACAAGCCCCUGUAUAUGCAGGGGGAGACUAUACGCUUCAGGACCAUCCCUAUAACCACUGAACUGAAGGGCUUUGAUAAUCCCGUGGAUGUGUAUAUGCUGGAUCCGAACAGGCAUAUACUAAAGCGCUGGCUAUCGCGCCAAUCCAAUUUGGGUUCCGUCUCGCUGGAGUACAAGCUGUCGGAUCAGCCCACAUUUGGAGAGUGGACCAUCCGUGUGAUUGCCCAGGGACAGCAGGAGGAGAGCCAUUUCACCGUCGAGGAGUACUAUCAGACACGCUUUGAGGUGAAUGUGACGAUGCCCGCGUAUUUCUUUACCACCGAUCCGCAUAUCUAUGGCCGCGUUAUGGCCAAUUUCACCAGUGGCCUGCCAGUGCGUGGAAAUCUCACGCUAAAGGCCACCAUCCGACCGAUCGGUUACUUUAGCAAUCAAGUGUUGAACGAAAAAUUCCGCCUGGGCCGCAGUCCCCUGGAGCAGGCGAAUCGCUAUAACGAACGCUGGCGCUACAACAAUGUUAAUCAGAAUCCCCAGGUGCAGUACAACGUGCCGCAACUGUCGCAAGAUGGAGCCGAUCUCGGACAGGAUAUCCUAUACAGAAAUCAGUACGUGGUGGAGCGGCAUUAUCAGUUCGAUGAGGAGUGGCCCUUUUGGGUGAAGAAACCCGAGUACCAAGAGUCGUACGAUUCGUGGACGAGCACGUAUCGUAAAGUGCUGCCGUUCCUGCGUUAUUUUAAUGGAACUUUCGACUUCAAAUGGCCCCUAAGAGAGCUAGAGCUGCUCGUACCCAAUCUCUCACAAAUGGAGAUCCUUAUAACGGCCACCGUGGGUGAGAAGUUCUACGAUGAGAUUAUCAGUGGCUACUCCGUGGCGCGUGUCUACAACUCGAGUCUGCGUGUGGCCUUCCUGGGGGAGUCCCCACAGGUCUUUAAGCCAGCCAUGCCCUUUACCACGUACUUGGCUGUGGAAUAUCAUGAUGGUUCGGCCAUAGAUCCCCUACUUCUGCGCCAGGGACUCAUGGAGGUCACGGGCUUUGUGGAGAGUCGCAGUGGCGGUCGCCGCGACUGGCCCGCCCAACGUCUGGCCAUGUCACAGCAAAGCGAUGGCGUCUGGGAGGUUAAGGUGGACAUUCGCAAUGACUUGAAUCUGGAUGAUCGUCCGCAGAGCAGGGACUUCUUGAAUGGCAUCCAGAACAUGAGACUGCAGGCGGUGUUCAUCGACCCACGCGGCGAUCGUGUGCAGACAGAGCUGCUGUUGGUGUCCCACUACUCCCCCAGGAAUCAGCACAUCAAGAUCACGACCAGCACAGAGGCCCCCGUGGUGGGGGAGUACAUUAUAUUCCACAUACGCACGAAUUUCUAUCUGGAAGAGUUCAACUACCUGAUCAUGUCCAAGGGUGUGAUCAUUGUCAACGAUCGGGAGACCAUCACGGAGGGCAUCAAGACCAUAGCGGUGGUCCUGAGUGCAGAAAUGGCGCCCAUGGCCACGAUGGUGGUGUGGAAGAUCACACAGCAGGGACAGGUGGUGGCGGAUUCGCUAACCUUCCCUGUGAACGGCAUCUCCAGGAAUAAUUUCACGGUGUACAUCAACAAUCGCAAAGCCAGGACUGGAGAGAAGGUGGAGGUGGCCAUAUUCGGAGAACCCGGCUCUUAUGUGGGUCUCUCGGGCAUUGACAGCGCCUUCUAUACGAUGCAGGCGGGUAAUGAGUUGACCUACGCAAAGAUCAUCACGAAAAUGUCCAACUUUGAUGAGCAAACAAAUGGAACAUACAAACACAUUUGGUACUCGCACGAGGGCAAUCCCGACGAGCUGGUGUACUUCCCAGCCUCUUCCUUUGGCAUUGAUGCCAAUCGCACGUUCGAGUACAGUGGAUUGAUUGUGUUUACAGAUGGCUAUGUACCACGGCGCCAGGACACGUGCAAUCGCACCCUUGGCUAUGGGGAGUGCCUGAGUGGACGCUGCUAUCGGCUGGAGAAGCAAUGCGAUGGCCUGUUCGACUGUGACGAUGGCACAGAUGAGAUUGGCUGCCACAUAAGGAAUGACACGGAGCUGCUGAGCUAUCGCAAGUAUCGUUUCAAUCGCGUUCUGCGACACUACGAGAACGUGUGGCUGUGGCGGGAUGUCAAUAUAGGACCACAUGGUCGCUACAUCUUCAAUGUGGAAGUGCCCGAUCGCCCGGCCUAUUGGAUGGUGAGCGCGUUCAGUGUGAGCCCCUCCAAGGGCUUCGGGAUGCUCAACAAGGCCCUCGAAUAUGUGGGCGUACAGCCGUUCUUCAUUAAUGUGGAAAUGCCAGAGACCUGCAGGCAGGGCGAACAGGUGGGCGUGCGAGUGACUGUUUUCAACUAUAUGACCACGCCCAUUGAGGCUACGGUAGUGCUGCAUGGCAGUCCGGACUAUAAGUUUGUCCAUGUCGAAGAGGAUGGCAUUGUGCGGUCGUAUAAUCCGCGUAUCAGCGGCGGAGAGCAUCAGUUCUUCAUUUAUUUGGACGCCCAAGGCACCACAGUGGUGUAUGUGCCGGUGGUGCCACAGCGACUGGGAGAUGUGGAUGUGACACUGCAUGUGGCCACCCUACUGGGCACGGAUACCAUCACGAGGAGGCUGCAUGUGGAGUCCGAUGGCCUGCCACAGUACCGUCAUCAGUCGUUGCUGCUGGAUCUCUCGAAUCGCGCCUAUGUCCUCGAGUAUUUGCAUGUGAAUGUGACGCAGACCCCAGAGAUACCCUACCAGGUGGACCGGUACUUUGUUUACGGUUCAAAUCGCGCCCGCAUCUCCGUGGUGGGGGAUGUGGUGGGUCCCGUCUUUCCCACAAUGCCCGUGAAUGCCAGCUCUUUGCUGUACCUGCCCAUGGAAUCGGCCGAACAGAAUGCCUUUAGUUUUGCCGCCAAUCUGUAUACGAUGAUGUUCAUGCGAUUGAUCAACCAGCGCAACAAAACCCUGGAGAAGAAUGCCUUCUAUCACAUGAACAUUGGCUAUCAGCGGCAGUUGAGUUUCAUGCGGCAGGAUGGCAGCUUUUCGCUCUUCCGUUCGGACUGGAACAACUCUGAUUCGUCCGUGUGGCUGACGAGCUAUUGCAUGCGGAUCUUCCAGGAGGCCAGCUUCUACGAGUGGGAGAACUUUAUCUGGAUCGAUGCCAGCAUCAUUGAGAAGAAUAUGCGCUGGCUGCUGCAGCACCAGACGCCAGAGGGUGCCUUCUACGAGGUCACCUGGACGCCAGAUCGGAAAGUCAAUCGCACGAAUUUUGCCAGCUAUACGCAUUUGAGGAAUCGCAAUAUUACACUGACAUCGCAUGUUCUGAUCACUUUGGCCACCGUCAAGGAUCUGUCGGGCACUCUGGGCUCCCGUGUGGCCUUGGCCACGCAGCGUGCUGUGGCCUGGAUUGAGCGGAAUAUGCAGUUCCUGCAGGAGACACCCGAACCGUAUGACGUGGCCAUCACGGCGUAUGCUCUGCAGUUGUGCAAUUCUCCCAUUGCCGAGCAUGUGUUUGGCAUCUUGCGGAGGCAUGCCCGAACCAUUGGCGAAUUUAUGUACUGGGGAAACCAAGAGAUACCCCAACCGCCGCGCAAACUGGAGAACCAGAAGUGGUUCUCCCUGCCCCGACUGCCGUACGAAUAUGAUUCAUUGAACAUAGAGACAACCGCAUAUGCUUUGCUGGUUUAUGUGGCACGUCGCGAGUUCUUUGUAGAUCCCAUUGUGCGUUGGUUGAACUCUCAGCGUUUGAACGAUGGUGGUUGGGAGUCGACCCAAGACACAAGUGCCGCACUAAAGGCUCUGGUCGAGUAUACGGUCAGGUCAAGGAUACGCGAAGUCUCUUCGCUAAGUGUGGAAAUAGAGGCCUCCUCGACGGGUGGAAAGACACAGACGCUGCACAUCGAUGACACCAAUCUGGCGCGACUACAGAGCAUCGAGAUACCUGAUGCCUGGGGCACCAUUAAAGUACAAGCCAAGGGCGCUGGUUAUGCCAUCCUACAGAUGCAUGUCCAAUAUAAUGUGGAUAUAGAAAAGUUCCAAACCAAACCGGCGGUGCCAGCGUUUGGGCUGCACACCAAGGCCAUUUUCCAUGGCAGGAAUCAGUCGCAUAUCUCCUAUGUCGCCUGCCAGAACUGGAUAAACACCGCAGAAUCGGAACGCUCGGGCAUGGCCAUAUUGGAUGUGGCCAUACCCACUGGCUAUUGGAUACAGCAGCAAAAGCUGGACAGCUAUGUCCUCAGCAAUCGUGUGCGGAAUCUGAGACGUGCCCGCUAUCUAGAUCGCAAGAUUAUCUUCUAUUUUGAUUUUCUGGAUCAGGAGGAUAUUUGUGUAAACUUUACCAUCGAACGCUGGUAUCCUGUGGCCAAUAUGUCGCGGUAUUUGCCUGUGCGCGUCUAUGACUACUAUGCGCCGGAACGCUUCAAUGAAUCAAUUUUCGAUGCUUUGCCCACAUAUUUGCUAAACAUAUGCGAGGUAUGCGGCAGCUCUCAGUGCCCGUACUGUUCCAUCUACAACAUGGGCUGGCGUGCCUCCAUGUCCGUGUCGCUGCUGUUCUUCAGCGUUUUUGUCUACCUGCUGAGAAGUCGCACGCAUCUGGUACUGAAUAUGCUGCAUUUGCUCACAUAGAGAAAGAAAACCAUAGAGAACCAUCCCCAUACCACAAUGUCUCCCACAAAUUUCAUUGCUAAGAAAAUUAGCUUUUUUUGUUUUUUAGUUUUUUGUUUUUUUGCCGAACGAAAUUGCAUUCCGUCCCAAAAAUGCUGGUCAACAUUUUUGUUUUUAUGUCUUAUUUAGUAUUCUUUAUUUGUUUACUUGACCCCCCACUCGCUGUAAAAUCGAAUGAAUGUACAAAACAGCCCGAGCCAGAGUUAAUUCAUGUAUUAAUUUUGUAAUUUUAUGUUUAACGCUGAACAAAGAGAAUAUUUUAUACAAAAGCACACAAAACAGAAUCCCCGACCCAACUAAAAACAAAAAUGUAUUCUGUAAGUUAUAUUCGAAACCAUAUAUGAAAUGAACUACCAUUAUCUAUGCCUUACCCCAUAGAGCGGGCUCCAAGUGCCGCUGGGAGAACGUUUUAAUCGAGAAAGAGAGAGGAAGAGAUCGAAGCGUUCAAUAUUUUGUAUGUGUCUUUCACAAAAUGCCUUUAAUAGAUUUUAGAAAUCGUGUUAGCAAAAUGUACGACGAGACAUCAGUGUUUUUGCAUACAUAUCGAAUUGAAAUGGAAACCUAUCUAUAGAGUAAUAUAUAUAUAUAUAUAAUCCUAACGCCUUACUCUUCGAAUUAAUUGUAAACGAAAAGCGAAAUGGAAUCGCACGUUGAAGGAACCGGAACCGUCCAAUUUUAUUUAUGCAACUUAUGAAUCUGCAUAGUCUGUAAGUUUUAUACGUACUUUUUCCCUUCCACCACAAAUGAACCCACAAAUAGUUUGUACUCUUGACAACAUAGCCAUGUAGACGGAAUGAGAAUAUACAAUAUAUGUGCUCGUUCGUGUGUAAAGUCCUCCGUCCCUCCUUUACCAAUAAGAAUCGAAUCGAAUCUCUCCAGGAAGUACAUCAUUUUUGUGCGUUUUCUUUGUAAUGAAAGAAAUGUGAAAAAUAAACGAAAGUAAUACAA
Messenger RNA from Drosophila pseudoobscura, 6519 nucleotides. It is a transcript of the gene Mcr, whose product is annotated as macroglobulin complement-related. The record is from RefSeq and is a predicted model, not a curated record. The coding region runs from base 211 to 5532 and encodes 1773 amino acids. Gene Ontology annotation, cellular component: extracellular region. Gene Ontology annotation, molecular function: protein binding; endopeptidase inhibitor activity. NCBI's taxonomy places the organism in Eukaryota, Metazoa, Arthropoda, Insecta, Diptera, Drosophilidae. The transcript has 7 exons.